This is a messenger RNA of Didymodactylos carnosus, 654 nucleotides long. The record is from the annotation of a GenBank genome assembly. NCBI's taxonomy places the organism in Eukaryota, Metazoa, Rotifera, Eurotatoria, Philodinida, Philodinidae.
AUGCAACGUGAGUCCCUUCCAUCGAAUGUGCUUUUGCGAACAGCCGUUGAACUAAUGGCUGGACAUGAAACAACAUCGAAUUUAAUGACAUGGACUUUGUACCAUCUAACAACGAACCCAAAUGUUUAUUGUCAAUGUCAACAAGAAAUCGAUACUAUAUUGAAGGGUCAAUUACCAACAAGUGAAACAUUAUCAAAACUAGUCUACACAGAAGCUGUUUUAAAAGAAUCUUUGAGAUUACAUCCACCAGUGGCAAAUAUUGUUCGUACUGCAAUUGAAGAUAAUACAAUUAUUGAUCAAAAUGGAAAACAGAUUCAUAUUAAAAAAGGAACAGAUAUUUUAUUGAACUUUUUUAUGUUACAUCAUUCUGAAAAAUAUUGGACAAAUCCAUGGACCUUUGAUCCAAGAAGAUUUUUAGAUGGAACUCUUGAACCUAGUAUAUUUCUUCCGUUUUCGGCUGGUCCGCGUUCAUGCAUUGGACAAAAUUUUGCCAUGUUAGAAGCUAAAAUAAUGUUGUCAAUGAUUGUGCAACGAUUCGAUUUAGAAUUUGUAGAAGGACAAAAAAUUGUUCCUGACGUUACAAUUACGAUGAGGCCAAAAUAUGGUUUAUUCAUGAGAAUAAAACUUCGAAAUCAAGCAGAAUGUAUACCCUGA